AUGCAGUCCAAGGACGAACCGCAGCUGUCGGAUCUCCUCCUCCCGUCAUCGCUACCAUUCAAGCGCGUGCAGCUGGAGGAGAAGUACCCGCGCGGGUCGCAGGUGCGCGGCGGGCGGCACUGGAAGCACCUGAAGCAGAUCCUGCAGCCGCACAACCUGAGCGACCUGCCGCCCGACGAAGCCAAUUACGUGACGAUCGAGGCGCCGCCGUCAAUGUACCCCGCUAAGAAGUACUGCGAUAUAACGGGGCUCGAGGCGCCCUACACGGACCCGCACAGCAAGCUGCGCUACGCCAACCCCGCCGCCUUCGCCAUCGCGCGCUCGCUCCCCCACCCGCACGCGCAGGCCUUCCUCGCGCUCAGAGGCGCGCAGACCAUCGCCUCUUGCCGGAGCGCGCUCUUUGGUCUCUCUCCGUUGGUCCCACACAGGCCGACUGAGCGAUUCGCUGGGUCUCUCGGGCACUCUCCCUGCCACAGCCUCGCAUCUCCCUGCCGCCGCUACACUGCUGCGCGCUGGCGUGGCCUUGCUGCUCGAGCGGGUGGUGUUGCUACAAGCGGAGGAGGAGACAGCGUAGGCGGUGUGACUCUAACGGAUGUGAUAGAGUCGGGUGUGGGUGGGAUGGAAGGAGAGCGGAGGAGGGACGGGGUGGGGUCUGGUGAGGACAGGGUUGGGAGAGGGGGGGUGGGGACGGGGUCUGGUGAGAACAGGUUUGGGAACGGAAGCAGGGUGGGAAUGGAAUCUGACAUUCCCAAGGUUGUGUGGGAGCUCGAGCAGGAGACCAAAGACCUGCUGGAAUGGCCAAUCGUGUGCCGCCAGGUGGCGCGAUUCGCGGACACAGUAAUGGGGUACAGAGAGGCGGAGGAGGGGAGGCUGGCAGUGGGGCGCACGUGGGAGGAGAGCCAGGCGCUGCUGCAGCAGACGGAGGCAGCGCUGCUGCUGCCACGACGGCUGGACUUCAACGGUGCUGUGGACGUGGGAGGGUUGCUCUCACGGCUCGACCGUGCUGCUGCUGCUAGUGAUGUUGGUGAUGGUAUGGCCGCGUCUUCUGGCAGUGAUAGUGAUGUUGACGGCAGUGACAGCGAUUCUGGUUCUGCGGACUCUAAUGGGAGCACCGCGAGUGCUGCCACUGCUGCCACAGCUGCACCCCCCCCGGCCAUGACCAUAACCCCCUCGGAGCUUCUGUCAGUGGCAUCUCUCCUGCAAUCAGGCAUUGAUCUAGGGGCGGGCAUUGGGCUGGUCCCAGAUGAAUCUGGCAUUCUCUGCCCCUCCUCUUCCUCUUACUCUUCCUCCUCCUCCUCCUCCUCCUCCUCCUCCUCCUCCUCCUCCUCCUCCUCCUCCUCCUCCUCCUCCUCCUCCUCCUCCUCGACCCCCUCGCAUCUCGCCCCUCUCACGGCCCUCCUCUCCUCUGCUGCCACGUGUCCCCAUCUCCUCCUCCGCAUCCGCACCGCCAUCAACCCGCGCCUCAAGUCCCUCGCUGACUCAGCAAGCGCUGAGCUGGCAGCCAUCCGCGCCGCCAGGAGGGACAACCGGCGCCAGCUGGACGAAUCACUACAAAGAGCCGCGCGGCGUGUGGUGGAGGGAGGAGGAAUGGAUGAGGCACAGGUGAGUAGGAGGAGAGGGAGGGGGUGCGUGGCGGUGCGAGCAGGGAAAAAGAGUGCUGUCACACCCGGGGGUGUUACCUUGGAUGUUAGUAACACUGGCGCUACACUCUUUGUGGAGCCUGUAGAGGCUAUUGAGUUGAACAAUAACGAAGCAGAGCUGAGUGGGCAGGAGGCAGAGGAGGAGAGGCGGGUGCUGAGGGAAAUGGCGGAGCAGGUGGCGGAUUGUGCACCUGGUAUGGGGGGGAAUACCCUUGUAGGAAGAGAAUCUGACAAAAUCGAAUCUUUUGCGGUUGAGAUUCGCGGCAUCCAGCACCCAGUGCUGAUGGAGAUGUAUCUUGACGCCCUCAGUGCUGCUGCUCAGAGCAGGACGGGUAAAAGCACAGGUGCAGCAGACACCAAGUCAGUAGCAGCAUCAGGAGGAGGAGGAGCAGAAGAAGAAGCAGCAGCAGCAGCAUCACCCCAGCCGUCUCCCCCGGUGCCCAUAGACCUGCUGGUGCCGGCUGGCGUGGCAGUGGUGGUCAUCUCCGGCCCCAAUGCGGGCGGCAAGACCGCCGCCCUCAAGACCCUCGGGAUUGCCGCGCUCAUGGCCAAGGCGGGGCUCUUCCUGCCCCUGGCGGGGGAAGUGGGGGGACAGCGAGCAGGGGAAGACAAGGCAGGUGCGGAGAGUGGGCGCGGGAGUGGGGGAAUGGGAGGAGCAAGCAGAGGGAGGGGGCGGGUGGCGGUGGUGCCGUGGUUUGACGGCGUGGUGGCGGACAUUGGAGACGAGCAGUCGCUGGAGCAGAGCCUCUCCACCUUCAGUGCGCACAUGCGCCGCGUCUCCCGCAUCCUCCUCGCCUCCUCUCCCCACUCGCCCUCCUCCCCUUCCCCUCCCUCCUCUUCCUCUGCACCUUCCUCUCCCACCUCUCCCUCCUCUCCGUCUCCUGCUUUUUCCUCCCCCGCCUCAUCCACCCCCUCUCCCGCCACCUCCGCCACACUAGUGCUUCUGGACGAGGCGGGCAGUGGCACGGACCCAUCAGAGGGAGCAGCGCUCGCAGCGGCCAUUCUGAAGCACCUGGCUGGGUGCAACGGGCUCACACUCGCCACCACUCACUACGCUGACCUUAAGAAGCUCAAGGUGGGGAGGGAAGGCAAGCUUCUCCCGCCCCCCAGUCUUCCCUCUGCACCUCUCUCUUUCCCUCCGCCUCCUCACUCCCCUCCGAGCUCCACCGAUUCCCGACUCGUGAACGCUGGUACAGAACUCAACCAAUUCCUUCUGCGCCUGUCCUCCAGAUCCUCUGGGCCGCCUAGACCCACCUCCCACAGCCUCGUUUUUGUCCGAUCACCUGCCCAACACCUCCUUUUCCUUCAUCCCCUACCAUUCCCCCCAUCGCCCACCCAACUCCCUGUCCCCUCCUCCCUUCAGGCUGCUGAUUCCCGGUUUGAGAAUGCCAGCGUCGCGUUCGACCCGGUCUCCCUGCGUCCGUCCUUCCACAUCCUCUGGGGUCUCCCCGGCACCUCCCACGCCCUCUCCCUCGCUGCCUCCCGCGGCCUGCCUCCUUCCCUUGUCGCCAGAGCCGCCAGGCUGGCCCGUGCUGCCAGUCUAGAGGCAGGGGAGGAGGAGGAGGGGGAAGAGGCGGUGAGGGAGGAAGAGGAGGGGAGGGGAAUAGGAGAGAGAAGGCAAGGGGGAGAGAGUGAGUCGGACGAGUAUGCUUCCCUGGGAGGGGGAAGUGGGGAGGGUGAGGAGGUGGGAAUACUAGCAUCACUCAAGCAGCAGUGGCAGCGGAACGUGGAAGAUGCGAGAGAGGCAGCCGAGGCAAGGCAACAAGCCGAAAGGCUUUUGAAAGACCUGCAGGCGCACUACACCAGCAGGAGCACCUCGCAGCAGGGCCAGCAGGAGCAGCCUGUGCAUGUGAGGGAGGUGCGGUGGAAGAGAAGGUAUCAGAGGGACGUUCAGGAGGAGGUCUUGGCAGCAAGGGAGGAGAUUUCCCGCAUUGUUGCCGCUUUUCAGGAAGCCUCCCUUGCUAGUGUUCCGGAGCGGGCGGCGACGGACCAGGCCUGUGCUGACGUGGCAGCGGUGGCGGCUUUGACGGGCCUCUCUCCCGAGGCUAACCCUGCUAUAGGUUCGGAUGCUUCGGUUGGUGGCUCGGCGAGAGACCCAGGAGGGGCGGACUGGGUUCCUGCUCUGGGAGAGCCUGUGUAUGUGAGGAGGUUCGGCACCAGCAUGCGUGGUACUGUGGUGGCAGUGGGCGGUGGUUCGGGAGAAGCCUCGGCAGAAACAGCAGGUGCUCGGUCUGUGACGGUUCAACUGGGAAAUCUGCGAUUGCAAGUGCAGAGAGCAGACCUCCUUCCCGCCGCCGAUGGCAGUGGUGAUGGUGGACAGAGCAGGACAGAUGGAGAGGCAGGAAGGAGGGGGAGAACAGGAGGACUGUUUGGCCGCCAUUGGGAGCAAGAUGAUGACAGCAACAGCAACACCAACUCAAAUAAGACUCGUGUUUCCAAGCGUGGCGGUCAGUUGCCCUCCCCGUCCUCCUCCUCUUCCUCCCCUCUGCCAGCGGUGAGAGAGGCAGCGGUACAGACAGCACGGAACACAGUGGAUGUGAGGGGGCGGAGUGCAGAGGAUGCAUUAGCAGCGGUGGACCUAGCAGUGCAGUGCAGCCCGCCUGGUGCUGUGCUCUUCAUUGUGCAUGGGCUUGGCACGGGCGUGCUUCGGGCAGCUGAUAGCUCAGCAGUGAACUGUUGGUGCAACAAGAAGAAAUAUCAGCAAGGGGCAGAGAAAUCAGGUUAG
Closterium sp. Naga37s-1 is the source of this 4365-nucleotide messenger RNA. The record is from the annotation of a GenBank genome assembly. NCBI's taxonomy places the organism in Eukaryota, Viridiplantae, Streptophyta, Zygnematophyceae, Desmidiales, Closteriaceae.